AUGGCUGCUCCGGGUACACCGAUCCAGCUCCCAGCAGCAGGAGCUGUGCAGGAGGCAGCCGCCCAGCAGAUGGAGCAGCAGCCGGUCGUUGAUCCACCGCAGCCGGCAAAGCCCAGUGUUACCGAAGUGCCCUCCAAAGACCGUGCGAUCGAGAAGUACGCUGAGUUCCACAAUCUCGAAGCCUCGACUGUCGAGCUAAAGACGGUAGAAGGUUCGACUGAAGGCCUCCAUUACUGGGCGGCCUACGGGCUCGACAUGACAGCGAGGGGAGCCGUCGGGCAAGCCAUCAAUCGAUCCUUUGCCAAGCAUCCGAAGGUCAAGGAACUUUACCGCUGGCUGACGGAUGAUUUGAACAAAAAAUUUAGAACCACGUGGGCCCUCGAGCGUGACUUUCAGAAGGUUUUGCGCAAGCGUGUGAGAAAGCUGACAAGCAAGACUAAGCAGACAGAGAUUGGUAGCUGGAAGAAUCAGCUUCAAUUGCAAAACCAUUUCGGCGGCUCGGAACAUGCUGAAGCCUGCAGACAGGCUGCUCAUUACAUGAAAAUGUGCAAGAUGUUCCCGGACACCUUUGUCGAAUGGAAUGCAUGGGCCGAUGCUGAGAACUACCUUCUCAUCGAACGCUUGUCCAGCAGCUCGACUUCGGAAGAGUGGCAGGAAGUGGUGGAGAUGAUGGACGAGGGCGAAACCUUCGAGCUCGAGAGUGUUCGUUUGAAAGCUCGACGAAAGUAUGCGGCCAGCCACCAGCUGAGUCUCGAGGACGUCUCCUUGGAGGACGUCGUGGUGGAUGAUGGAGCAUCGCAGGCGGCAACAGCGGUCUCAGCCAUGGCCACACCUCAAAGCAAGAGGAAGCGAGAGGAUUCGCCAACCACCGACGAAAAGCCGCCCGGCAAGUCCAAGUCAGGCAAGAAUGGCGGCCACAAGCCGAAACCCAAGGCCAAGAGCUGUGCUUCGAAGAACAACAAGGCUCAGGAGAAGAAAGCCAAGGAGCUCCUUUGCCUCUAUGAGCGUGGCCAGCAGAUCGUGGAUCGGGUGGUGGGAGAAGCAGACCGCUUCCCUUCGGAGUGGUCGUGGUGCAAGCCGUUGCUGGAGGAGUACCGCUCCAAGCAGGAUGAGUUCCAGAAAAGCCUCCACCCAAGUGGAGCGGAGGAUCUUACCGAGUUCAUCAACGAGUUCCGCCUCACCCUCAUUUCCCCGACAGCUUUAAAGGACCUGAAGAAGGCCCAGAAGGACCACUACUAUCGGCUCCUGACGGUUUUCAUCGACCGCUGCAACAGCAUCUGCGAGCAGAGCCACGGCAAUGUCGGCAGCCUCAGCCAUGCCCGCAACCCCGCAAACCGCGAAGAAGAAGAGGAGGGCCUCUGCAGUGAAGGAGGCAUAGUGCUUUAUGGUGAUCGCUUUCAGAUCUCAGUUUUGCACUGUGGUUUUGCCAUCUCAAAGAUGGAUGAACCCGAACAGCCGCUGCUCCCUCAACAGACACGUGCUGGCGAAAACCUGCGAGCUUGCCUGCUAGACCGCUUCACGAUGGGGAGCAUCCCUGGUGCAGAUGUUGCUGAGCUUAGCUUCCACAUCACGGAAGCCGGGGGACGAGGAGUUUCGGACCUAGCGCUUCGCCCGGAGGUCGCAAAGUCACACGGACACCAACACGUUCGUCGUAAUGCUGGAAAAUUCUACCCAGAACCCGAUGUCACUUAUAUCAACACACCACUAUUCAUGAAGCGAGAGACUCGAAGGGUUAACGAAAGGGUUCCUAUGAUGCUGCCAUCGAAGCUGUUUGAGCUGUUCGUUGAGAAGCCAGAGGUCCUAUCAAAAUCCGAAAAGCGGUACGAGUUCUUCAACGGGCUAUCUUGCUUUGAACAACAUCCUGUAGUGUCGCAAGCACGUUCCCAAGGAAUCCCCGUGCGACCGAUUGCAUUGUAUUGGGAUGGAGUGAGAUAUUCCGUUCACGACUCCUUUACCGGGUUCUUCGUGACUGACCUCCUUUCCGAACAGAAGUUCCUAUCAUUCCUGCUCAGUGGCCUCGAUAUGUGUCAAUGCGGAUGCCGUGGCUGGUGUUCCCUGUAUCCGGCUCUAUUGGAAUGGACCCGAGACCUGCAAAAGCUAGCUGCGAGAGACACUGUUCGCUAUGCAGUCUUAGACAUUCAGACAGACUGGCCGGCGUGGCUGGAGGUUGUAGGGGCUCGGUUUUGGAGCCAUGGCAAGUUCCCCUGUCCGUUGUGCAUGAUCAAUCAAGAGCAGCUGUGCCAGCCACACGCCGAGGGGGUAACCGUCGCGAGUAUGCCAUAUGAGUUGUUCACACACGACACGUACGAGGUGACUCUGCGAGAAUUCACAAAGGUAGUUCCAAUCCCCGACGCAGAGACUAUGAGAACUAUCACGAGGCACCUCGAGUACAAGAAAGCAACCCUUGGCAGAGCCCUGGUUUGCGACUUGCCGCAACUUGGCCUCCGCAAAGGUUGGCGGCUGGAGCCGUGCCCAGGUCUGCCUGAUGUUGGACAGUUCGAGUUUACCCCGCUUCCGUUCGAUUGCACGUUUUGGGUUGGUCCGGAAGAUGGUCGUUUGACACACGGUUGUCCACUCUUCGACAUCCCUGGGCUGACGUGGGAAAGUUGGGCCAUAGACAUCAUGCACUCCUGGCAUUUAGGUCCUCUACAACAACUUGUCAGUUUGACACUCCACUUCUGUAUCGGGUCAGGACUAUUCGCUCCCAAGACAAUUCAUCUUAAUGCUUCGGAUCGACAGCAGAUGAGUUUACUCGUGAUUAAGUCGGAGCUUUUCUUGUUUUACCAGCAGCUUCGGGAGUCGGACCCGGAGUGGAAACGCAAAGGUACUGAGGCUGGGAUGGGAUAUUAUGUUGGGCGACCUAAUUAUUAG
This is a messenger RNA of Symbiodinium sp. CCMP2592, 2871 nucleotides long. Lineage: Eukaryota; Dinophyceae; Suessiales; Symbiodiniaceae. The record is from the annotation of a GenBank genome assembly.